AUGUCAAAUCCCUACUCUGAAUGCUCAAUCAUGAUCGAUUACCCAGGCAGGGAUGGACAAAGAGUUGUAAAUAAGAAAGGUAAGAUUAUGUUGUGUAUUGAGGGAGGGGUGCCCACUUUGUUGGUCCAACAAGGCACAAAAAAGGUGGUGAUUGAACUUGACUCUGAUGAUAUUACUUCUUUUAAGAUAGAUGCGACAAAUAUUACGGAUAGUAAGUCGUCUUUACAAUUUGUUUACAAAUAUGGAAUGCUUUGUAACAUUAUGUUGUCAGACCCAGAAACAUUCGAUGGAUUUUUGGAACUUAUCAAAGCACUCAAGGCGUAUUGUCACUAA
Messenger RNA from Entamoeba invadens IP1, 333 nucleotides. RefSeq lists its product as hypothetical. The transcript has 2 exons. The coding region runs from base 1 to 333 and encodes 110 amino acids. The record is from RefSeq and is a predicted model, not a curated record. Lineage: Eukaryota; Evosea; Mastigamoebida; Endamoebidae.